This is a messenger RNA of Manis javanica (Malayan pangolin), 215 nucleotides long. Its product is annotated as short transmembrane mitochondrial protein 1. The record is from RefSeq and is a predicted model, not a curated record. NCBI's taxonomy places the organism in Eukaryota, Metazoa, Chordata, Mammalia, Pholidota, Manidae. Gene Ontology annotation, cellular component: respiratory chain complex.
ACCGGCCCAUGGUGGUGACACCCUUCGUUCCCUCUUGUCGACAACAUGCUCCAGUUCUUGCUUGGAUUUACUUUUGGCAGCCUGGUUGGAAUGUAUUUGGCUCAAAACUAUGACAUACCAAACCUGGCUAAAAAACUUGAAGAAAUUAAAAAGGACUUGGACGCUAAGAAACCCCCUAGUUCAUAAGGCUGACUCCAGCCCUGACUUCUGGAUAU